Messenger RNA from Penaeus vannamei (Pacific white shrimp), 568 nucleotides. Its product is annotated as galactoside 2-alpha-L-fucosyltransferase SEC1. Gene Ontology annotation, biological process: carbohydrate metabolic process. The record is from RefSeq and is a predicted model, not a curated record. Gene Ontology annotation, molecular function: galactoside 2-alpha-L-fucosyltransferase activity. NCBI's taxonomy places the organism in Eukaryota, Metazoa, Arthropoda, Malacostraca, Decapoda, Penaeidae. Gene Ontology annotation, cellular component: membrane.
GUGCUGGUCGGGUUCCACGUCCGUCGAACUGACUACGCAAGCCACGCCAGUUGGGCCUUCGGAAGCAAACUGCCCGGGACCACGUACUUCACGCGGGCCCUCAACUACUACAGGAAGAAGUUCUCCAAUAAGGUGGCCUUCGUGGCGGCUUCGGACGACAUGGCCUUCGUCAGGAGGAGCCUCGUAUGCACUCGGAUGUGUAUUUCUCCUCAGGUAAAUCAGCUUUCGAGGACAUGGCGCUGCUGUCGUCGUGCAACCACAGCAUCGUCACCAUGGGCAGCUACGGCUUCUGGACGGGCUAUCUGGCGGGCGGCGAGGUCGUCUACCCGGACGUGUGGACGCGACGGCGAUACAGAUUUGCUAGAGAAAUGUACGAGAUAACUGGAAUCGGCAACUUCACGCCCAUAUUUCCCGAUUAGCGAAUCUAACCUGGACGCAAAGAUUCCCCAGUGCAGUCGUUUAUCAACCUUUUUACAUCUUUCGGCCCUGGAAUGGUUGAAGCCUGUGUGUGUGUUGAGGGUGCAUGCAUUAUAUUUAUGUGUGUGUGUGUCGUGUGUGUGUGUGUGUG